Chanos chanos (milkfish) is the source of this 1524-nucleotide messenger RNA. Its product is annotated as ankyrin repeat and SOCS box protein 2-like. The record is from RefSeq and is a predicted model, not a curated record. The transcript is spliced from 7 exons. NCBI's taxonomy places the organism in Eukaryota, Metazoa, Chordata, Actinopteri, Gonorynchiformes, Chanidae. Gene Ontology annotation, biological process: intracellular signal transduction. Bases 1 to 1524 code for a protein of 507 amino acids. Gene Ontology annotation, molecular function: protein binding.
AUGAUUCAGACUGGGAGAGACCUCAGAGUGCAGAACAAGCAAGGAUGGAUGCCAGUACACGAGGCUGCAGCACUGGGCCAACAAGAAUGCCUUAGGGUGAUACUGACAGUACAUUCUGAGCUGAUAGACACAUUUAACCAGAAGCAACAAACCCCUCUCUUGUUGGCUGUGGAGGCUGAUCAUGUGAGCUGUGUGGAAUGCCUUCUGGAAUGGGGGGCCAAUCCUAACAUUUGUAACAAGGAUGGGGAAACUCCCCUUUGUAAAGCUUGUGAGGUGGAGAACGGAGCGAUAGUGGAGCUCCUGCUUCAUUUUGGAGCUGAGGUGAACAGGAGCUGUAUCCAAGGGUGGACCGCCCUGCAUGAGGCUGUGUGUCGUAACCACAUUGAGAUCUGUGAAAUGUUGGUAAAAGCUGGAGCCAAACUUAGCACACCCAAUAGGUAUGGCAUCACACCCAUCUUUGUGGCAGCCCAAACUGGAAGCGCAGAGGCUGUAGGCUUCCUCAUAAAAAAUGGUGCAGACGUGAAUAGCCAGGCAAAAGAUGGGGCUACCACCCUGUAUGAAGCCUGUAAGAAUGGCCACAAGGAUGUUGCAGAGCUUCUUCUGAUGAAUAAAGCUAACGCCAACAGACCAACCAACAAUGGUCUUUUGCCUCUUCAUAUUGCUGCUCAGAAUGGAUACAAUGAGAUUGUGUCCCUACUGAUACAUGUUACUAGCAGGUCUAGGGUACAGAGAAGUGGCAUCAGCCCCCUUCAUCUGGCAGCUAAGAACAAUCAGGAUGAUACACUGGAACUCCUGAUCCAAGCUGGCUUUGAUGUCAAUGCCCUCCUGUCCCCAGAGCAUUCUUGUUUGUACCAAGACCGUCGAACCACAGCCCUGUACUUUGCCAUUGCCAGUGGUAAUGUGGCGGCUUCUGCAAUGCUCUUAGAGGCCGGUGCCAAUCCUAACUUGGAUACCUUCAGCCCUAUACUGGUGGCUGCCAGGCAGGGUUGUAUGGAGACUCUUAGAUUGCUGGUGGAGCACGGUGCUGAUGUGAAUGCUCUGAUCCCAAAUCUUCCUACUACUUUCCCGUCAAUUAUAAUGCUAUGCCUGAAGCACCCUCCCAUGUUGAAGUACCUGAUGGGCAAUGGCUGCAAUGCCAUGUCCUGCUUUCAGUGCAAGUAUGGCAGCAGACCACACCCACCACUGAAGCCCCGUUUCAAAGAGGAUCUGAGGCUAAGUGAAAAAGAACCAUGCUUGCAGUUCUGUGACAUAAUCUCCAGUCCCUCAGUGAGCCAUUGGGCAGGACCCAUCAUUGAUGUUUUGUUGGACUAUGUGGGGAAUGUGAAGCUAUGUGCCAGACUCACUGACCAUCUAGAUAGCUGUGAAGACUGGGCUGGUAUCAAAGAGAGAACAAAGAUCCCAUGUCCACUGAUGCAGCUCUGCAGAGUGAAGAUACACCAGCGUGUUGGGAGUCCGAGACUGAGGUGCAGUAACAUCCUUUCCCUACCAGGAAAACUGAUCAAGUAUUUGAACCAUGAUGAGUGA